CGCCGGCUAAACCAACAUGGCGCUUGUUUGUGCGAUCAGUAAUGAAGUUCCUGAACAUCCCUGUAUCUCGGCUGUGUCGGGAUGCGUGUUCGAGCGGAGGCUGAUUGAAAAAUACAUCCGUGAAAAUGGAACAGAUCCGAUCAAUGGGGAGAGGUUAUCAGAGGAUAUGCUCAUUGAUGUUAAAACUCCACCAGCAAUAAAGCCACGUCCGCCAUCUGCUACCAGCAUUCCAGCCAUCCUCAAGUCACUUCAAGAUGAAUGGGAUGCCAGUAUGCUACAGAGCUUCACCCUCAGGCAGCAGCUUCAGACUGCCAGACAAGAGUUAUCCCACGCUCUGUACCAGCACGAUGCUGCGUGUCGUGUCAUUGCCAGAUUGAACAAGGAAGUAACAGCUGCUCGUGAAGCCUUGGCUACACUGAAACCUCAAGCUGGUAUUGCUCCAAAUGUACAGCCGGCAUAUGGAGCAGAGGCACCAGAGAGGCUGGAACAAGUUAUUGAAGAAGCUGGAAUGUCUGACGAAGUCUUACAGAAGUUGCAAGACAAGGCGACACGGUUGACAGCCGAACGUAAGAAGAGAGGCAAAACAGUCCCAGAUGGAUUGGUCACGGUCGAAGACAUCAAAUCGUACAGACAACAGUCAUCUCGUGUGGGUCUUCACAGUGCAAGCAUACCAGGUAUCCUUUGCCUGGACUUGUGUCUGAGAGACACGGCCAGGUUGGUGACCGGUGGAAACGAUAAGACGGCUGUGGUCUUCAACAAAGAAACUGAACAAGUGAUUGCCAUCUUGAAGGGCCACGGGAAGAAGGUUACAAAUGUUAUUUAUCAUCCAACAGAGGAUCUUGUUUUCUCAUCCUCCCCUGAUACAACGAUUCGAGUGUGGGGUGUGCAGACAGCCCAGUGUGCCCAGAUCAUCAGAGCUCAUGAGGGUCCCGUCACUGGCAUCAGUUUACAUGCAACAGGAGACUAUCUCUUGAGUUCUUCAGCUGACAGGCACUGGGCAUUCUCAGAUAUAAGGGUUGGUCGAGUAUUAACGAAGGUUUCAGAUGGAACUUCCCAACACGCUCUGACCUGUGCACAGUUCCAUCCUGACGGUCUGAUCUUCGGUACUGGAACCGAGGAUUCCAUGAUCAAGAUCUGGGAUUUGAAAGAGAAGACGAACGUGGCAGAUUUCCCUGGCCAUUCUGGACCCAUUACCAGCAUCGCAUUUUCUGAAAACGGUUACUAUUUGGCUACAUCUGCGGAUGACUCGGUGGUGAAACUUUGGGAUUUGAGAAAGUUGAAGAAUUUCAAGACCCUGACUCUCGAUGAUGGAUAUGAAGUGAAGAGUUUGAGCUUCGAUCAGAGUGGUACUUACUUAGCAGUUGGUGGAACUGAUGUUAGGGUGUACCUUUGUAAACAAUGGCAAGAGCUCCGCGUAUUCAACGAUCAUACCGCUUUAGCCACUGGUGUACGUUUUGGUCACAAUGGGACAUUCAUUGCAUCUGCAAGUAUGGAUCGAUCUGUUAAGUUCUUCGGCCCACCAUAAACUUCUGGAAGAUGUUUCGGGAUCGUACAAAUAUUUUGCAUAACACGGUUUUCUGAAUAUUCCAUUCAAGUCCAACCCAUGGGAAAUUAUGUAUUUUCAAGUCAUAUGAAAUAUAUUUGAUGGUGUGCAGCGGGCAAUAUUGAUGUUGCUUGUAAGAAGUUGAUCAUGUCAAGCGAUAACCCUCACGGAUCAUUCUGUGGGAUUCUGUACAUGGAUAAGUGAUUCUGACUUGUGUAAACUACCUAUGGUGUACAAGUACAUGUAUCUUCUGUGAAUAGAUUAUGAAAUGCUAUGUCUUGUUUAUUUCCUAUGUAAAUAGGCACUGUUGUAAUUUUAGGAUAUUUGAGUCUGUGCAACAGAAGUUAAGAGUCCUUCAAUAUCAAAUCUGACCUAAUUAAGUUGAGUGUUUCAAUGAGGAGAUAGUGAGUCACAAAUGACAAUGCUUUGUUGUAUUUUCACAUUCACUCCUUUGAAGACAAUUACAUUUACCACACAAAAGCAGUACAUUUGCAAAUUAACCGAGGAGGCCUGGUCCUUGAGUAUAUAUCAAUGAGGGGAGGUGUCGGGAGUUAAAAAGAAAUAUCAAUGUGCUGUGCAAUCCCUUCUUCACACAACAAGUCCAUCUUAUUUUAAAAGUCAUCAAAAGUUCCCUUGAUACGACGUGCUUCAAUCGCUUCAGUCGCUUUAAUUUUCUUUUUAACGGAAAAUGUUCUGUAUAAUGAGCACCAAUGUAUUGUAACCAGUUGUGCAUUUCAGAAUAAACAUACAUUCUUACAA
Molecule: messenger RNA, 2302 nt
Organism: Lineus longissimus
Lineage: Eukaryota; Metazoa; Nemertea; Pilidiophora; Heteronemertea; Lineidae
Product: pre-mRNA-processing factor 19-like
Exons: 12
Coding region: 17-1525 (502 amino acids)
Biological process (GO): mRNA splicing, via spliceosome; DNA repair; protein ubiquitination
Cellular component (GO): U2-type catalytic step 1 spliceosome; cytoplasm; Prp19 complex
Molecular function (GO): ubiquitin protein ligase activity; protein binding
Source: RefSeq, a predicted model, not a curated record